This is a messenger RNA of Cavia porcellus (domestic guinea pig), 6293 nucleotides long. It is a transcript of the gene Panx1, whose product is annotated as pannexin 1. The record is from RefSeq and is a predicted model, not a curated record. The coding region runs from base 401 to 1684 and encodes 427 amino acids. Gene Ontology annotation, biological process: positive regulation of interleukin-1 production; monoatomic cation transport; cell-cell signaling. Gene Ontology annotation, molecular function: wide pore channel activity. Lineage: Eukaryota; Metazoa; Chordata; Mammalia; Rodentia; Caviidae. The transcript has 5 exons. Gene Ontology annotation, cellular component: plasma membrane.
UUGUUCCCGCUCGGCUCUCGCCUCCCGGCGCGCGGUGAGCGCCGGCCCUGAGUCGCGAGCCCUCGGGGCCCUCGGCGGGCUGCGGGCGCAUCCAGGGCGCCCGGGUCUCCUCCCAGCGCAUCCAGGGCGCCCGGGUCUCCACGCAGAGCUGGAGCUCUUGCGCCCGGCGCCACCCAGGCCCCGCCUCGCCCGGCGCGGAACCGGGGCAGCCAGCUGGGAGCCGCCGGGAGAAGAGGCAGGCGGAAUGCGGGGCCCGCUCGGGAUUCCGCAAAGGGAAAGGGAAAGCGAAAGCCGCGCGUCGGGCCGGUGACGCGGUGAAGGCGCCGCGCACUCCUCCAGAAGCAGGCGGUACCCGGACCUGCCUUCGCGGGCCUCCGGCCCAGCCCGGCACGCGGCAGCCAUGGCCAUCGCCCACCUGGCCACGGAGUACGUGUUCUCAGACUUCUUGCUGAAGGAGCCCACCGAGGCCAAGUUCAAGGGGCUGCGGCUGGAGCUGGCCGUGGACAAGAUGGUCACGUGUAUCGCUGUGGGACUGCCGCUGCUGCUCAUCUCGCUCGCCUUCGCGCAGGAAAUCUCCAUAGGUACCCAAAUAAGCUGCUUCUCUCCAAGUUCUUUCUCCUGGCGUCAGGCUGCCUUUGUGGAUUCUUACUGCUGGGCUGCUGUGCAGCAGAAGGGCUCCCUGCAGAGCGAUUCUGGAAACCUCCCACUGUGGCUGCAUAAGUUUUUCCCCUACAUCCUGUUGCUGUUCGCCAUCCUCCUGUACCUGCCACCCCUGUUCUGGCGUUUAGCUGCUGCUCCUCAUAUCUGCUCAGACUUGAAGUUUAUCAUGGAAGAACUUGACAAAGUUUACAACCGUGCAAUUAAGGCUGCAAAGAGUGCCCGUGACCUUGACCUGAGAGACGGUGCCUGCACGGUUCCAGUUGUCAGUGAGAAUACAGGGCAAAGUUUGUGGGAGAUAUCUGAAAGCCACUUCAAGUACCCAAUUGUAGAGCAAUAUUUGAAGACGAAGAAAAACUCCAAUAAUUUAAUCAUCAAGUAUAUUAGCUGCCGACUGGUGACACUCACCAUCAUAUUGUUAGCGUGUAUCUACCUGGGCUAUUAUUUUAGCCUGUCUUCACUGUCAGACGAAUUUGUCUGCAGCAUCAAAUCAGGGAUCCUGAAAAAUGACAGCACUGUCCCUAAUCAGUUUCAGUGCAAACUCAUUGCUGUUGGCGUCUUCCAGUUGCUCAGUUUCAUUAACCUUAUGGUAUAUGUUCUGCUGACGCCUGUGGUCAUCUACACACUGUUUGUUCCAUUCCGACAGAAGACAGAUGUUCUCAAAGUAUACGAAAUUCUGCCUACUUUUGAUGUUAUGCAUUUCAGAUCCGAAGGGUACAAUGACUUGAGCCUCUACAACCUUUUCUUGGAAGAGAAUAUAAGUGAACUCAAGUCAUACAAGUGUCUGAAGGUACUGGAGAAUAUUAAAAGUAAUGGUCAGGGGAUUGAUCCACUGCUGCUCCUCACUAACUUUGGCAUGAUCAAAAUGGACAUAAUCGAUGGCAAAACUCCCAUGUCGGCAGUGACCACGGGAGAGGAGCCGGGGAGCCAGAUGGCAGAGCUCAAAGAUUUGGACAUACACAGUGAAACUAAAGCAAAUAGCGAAGAGAAGAAUGCUCGACAGAGACUUCUGAAUUCCUCUUGCUGACGAUUUUGUUUUUGAACUUCAAAUCUCUGACUUCUGAAACACAGGAUUCAUUUUGACUAAAGCACUCCAUUGGGUUCACAGUUGGUCUGCAGUAAAUGGUUUUCGGUAGUGAUAGUGAGCAUGUCUUAUUGAGCCCCUAAUGAACAUAAUGGUCUACAAAGUGUUAUGGAGGAUUGGUUAACUAUAAGCAAGUGGAGAUAAGUAAAAUGUAGUAGCUGUAUACGUAGAAGUCCAUGUUGAUGAAAAGUAGAGUGUUUGGAAUCUCAGAGACACAUCUUACAGUGCCCACGUGUGAUGGGGCCCAGAGCUUUUACUUGUACAGAGAACAAGUACUUCAGGAGAUUUGUUUUAUUUUGUGAAACAAUAAACAUACCAGGAUAUAAUUUAAUACACAUUUUUCAUGUGCCCUUACUGAUAUUUGGACAAGAAAAGCAUUCGUUGGCUUUUUAGUCAAAGGCCAGCCUGCACCUGGCGGGGUCUUAACUGGGUGUCAGUCUGGUGCCUUGCUCUCGUACACUUGAGCUCUCCUCGCCGUGUUGGCCCUUUAGCUAAUUGCAGUCCUCUAGCCACUGUUCGUUGAACUCUGCUCUGAAGGGCGGCAGGCUCAGGUACUGCUCCAGUUGAAAACUUAAAGGUAAUCUAAAGGAUAUUCAGUUCAUACCACAGUGAUUUCAGUGUAAGAAAGAAAGCUUUAAGAAAAAGCCCAAUAGCAAAUCAAAAUCUGAAUUUAUAGAAGUUAAUACAGUCACUUUCAAGGAGAUUGUUUACAAGAUGCCAUGAAGGCACACGAAACAAACUUUGCUUAAAUGUAUUAACAAAGUUUACAGUGCGGAACACUUUGCCUAAUGUGAACUGAGCACCUAAGUGAUAUUUGCCAUAUGCCUGGAGCCACAACAGCUUACCAGAGUAAGCACAGCUUUUAAAAAUGCAUUUUAAUUUAUACAACGUCAGAAUUAAGGUCCUUUGGGAAGAACAUUCUAGCAUUGAUGGGGUAUUAUAAAAUAAUGCUAUAAAUGGAUGGCUUAGACAAAUACAAGCAUUGCCCUUUAAAGCUAAGGAGAAUUUUAAAAACUGUUCCAAAUUUUGUGUAAAUAUAGCCUUAUGUUCACAUUUUAUACAGAACAUUCUUAACUAAUUUGUUGACCGUCCCAUUUUUUCUUAGAGUUCACACAUUGCUUAAGUGAGUAAUCCUCAGGAACCUCAAAGUUUAUUUUUGGUCCUUAGGGAGAAUUGUUUACCUAAUAAAGUGUGUGUGUGUGUGUGUGUGUGUGUGUGUGUGUGUGUGUAGAGCAGAAGUUAUGUAAGCUGCUGUCUGCCUUUCAGAAUAUACAGAAAAGCAGAUUUUAUUUGUGUUUUAUUUUGUGAUAGUUUCUGAGCUCAAAAGCAAGUGAUAUCAAUUCAAUCAGCUAUAAAUUAUUCUCUUUUAGAUAUGUAUUACUGUUGAAGUAUGUGUGACUUAGAAAUUGUGGUAAUUUAAAUAACAUUUCAUUACAUUUUUAUAUCACUGUAUCAGAGAUGUUCUACCACAAUUCUUUUUAUUCGAAAAUUUGAAGAGUUUUGAAAUGUUUCUAGGCUAUGAUUAUUUUCCCAGAAAGCUUCAUCUUCCCAGUAGGCUCCCCUAAUUGGUAUUUUGAAGUGAUAAAAUGGAUAUUUUAUUCAAGAAGACAAAGAACUCUCUAAGCCCUACCAUAUGUAAUUCUGUCAGAUUUGUGUACUCGGGGUCCUUGACCUCUUGCUGGGAGUUCCAUUGAGCCUGCAGGGACCCCGGCAUCUCAGCAGGCACUGGCAGGAAACAGGAUAGGCCAGUAUCUGCACAGUCUAGUAAAAGACAAGUAAGGCAUUCACAGUACCAAGAGGAGAAAGUGUCUGUGACAGAGGCCCUGCCAGAGAACGGCAAAUCCUCUGUUCUGGGGGGAUGUGUCUCCCUGCUUCUUUUCCUGGCUGCUGAUUUUGAGAAUCUAAUCACAAUUUUUCCAGAGGUAGAUGACCUUCUUAAGGUUCUUUAGCCACAGAUGUUGUAGGUUAAAAUCCACACAAAAUGAUAGCACAGGCAAUGAUUUUGAACAGUAGAAGGACUCAGUUGCCUCCUGUCCUUCCCUUUCACAGGGUGGGAAGAAGAAAGUCUGUGUGGACUGGGCCCUGCUCAUGAAUAACAGACGUAACUCCGAAAGGCUGGGGUAGACAGCUGGUGAUGCACUGUGGCCUGGAAAGUUAAUUCCUCCAUCCCAGGUUGUUGACUUGGAGGACUGCUCUUGAGAACCGGUUUCCAAAGUCGAGAAGAGAGCUUUUAUAAGCACUAGUUGCUUUAUAAAGAGUACACAUAGAAUGCACAUGACCACUGCGGGUCACUACCUUGUUUCUGGCUCAAGUCUCCCUAGUGAGAAGGCUGCUGAAGCAGACGCAGUGUGGCAGUUGGGAGUGGAACAGAUUUUUUUUGGAGGUGGGGGGAACAAAUAUUCUGAGAGCAGUGGUCCAGCACACCUUUAAUUUUACCACCAGUUCAAACAGAAACCUCUAGCAUAGAAAUUCUUCUCCUUUGGGCAGUUACAAGUCCCCCCGCCAACCUAUUUUUCUGUCUUUCUGAGACAGGGUCUUGCUGUGCAAUUCAGGCUGGCCUUCAACUCACUUUGUAGUCCAGGCUGGUCUCGAACUUGCAGUGAUCCUUCUGCUUCAGCCUCCCAAAUGCUGAGAUUUCAGGCAUAUGCCACCAUACCCAGCUCCCCCUUAUAAAUAUUUUUUAAAAACUAUGGACUGGUAUCCUCAGGAAAUACACCAUUUUAAAUGUAUUCCAGAGGUUGUUACAGCUUGUGCAUAUGAGGCAAGAUUUAUUCUAACAGCGAAGGAGCAGCUCCUCUGCAGAGAGUUCUGCCCAUAAGGAAGCUAACGUCAGAAAUGAACGGCCUUCACUUCCUAGGACGGAACAAAGUCAGUAAUAUGAUAGGAAGCCGCGGUCUGGGCAUAGCGAAGCUCCCAGUACUGACUGCUGUUUUCCCUCUGGCCUACAUCUCAUCAUCAUCUCCAUUGAAAGAAUUGUUCAGAAUAGAUCAAAGAUGAGAGUGUUUUGGGGUUUGGGGUUUGAUGGUUUUGCUUUUUGUUUUUUGUUUCUUGUGAAGGGGUCUCACUGUGUAGUUCAGGCUGGCCUUGAGCUUACUGUGUAGCACACACAGUGAUCUUUGUGCCUGUGCUUCCAAAGUGCUGGGGUUACAGGUGUGUGCCACCAUGCACAGCUGCACCACCAGGCCUGGCAAGAGCUUUUAUCCGUUGCUGCAUCACCCAUUCCUGAAACAGUGACCAACAUACAGUAGGCCACAAAUAUUUGAGUAAAUGCUGUUAGGAUAAAUCCUAGUGUGUUGGCAACUGUAGUUUGAUUUUAAAAGGCAUGUAGUCCUCGGCAGGGAAGAGGAGAGGGGAAGCUCAUUUAGCCUCUUGGUAGGAAUGUUUUGGCAAAUGAACAGCUUUCCAUUAUAAGUAGUGACAGUCUUGUGCUUUUUAUUGUGGAGUGAGUCAUGACUACUUUUCAAGUUCAAUAAAAGUUCACUGUUGUCUUGCAGUAAGAAAAUUGAAGUUUGAAAGGUUUUAGUCUCAGUAAUUCCCCAGAAUAAAUCUCUUGAAUGGAAAUGUGGAUUGAAAUGUGCAAUUACCAGUAAUUGAGGUUUUAUCUGAGGGCAGUGAGAUGAAAUGGCUCUUUUGGGGGCACUCUUUGGUGCCCUUCUCUCUUUAUUGCAAGCACAGUGAAACCUUUUUUUUAAAAAAAGGUGCUAACACAGAUACUGUUGUGUCACAUGUGGAAUGUAACAUACUGAUUUGUGAUUGGUUUACCUGCAUGCUUUAAAUUAAAUGUGUUGGUGAGUCCCCUUUUAAAAAUCUAUAAAAAUCCUUUGUGACUAAAGCAACCGGUGUGCUUAGUAAUUGUGUUUCAAGUUCCUGUAAGUUGUCUUCAUGUCUUAAGGUGCUUGUUUCUCUUCCCACCAGAGGAGAAAUUCCUUGUAGGAUUCUACAGUGUUAGAAGCAUUUCCUACAAAGCCUGAAAUAAUCAGCUCCUCCUUAACAAUUUGCCUUUUAAAGCUAUAAUUAGAAUUUAAUGAUAUUCACCAAAGUGGUACUCUCUGUGUAAGUUAAAUUCUCUUUAAUGACUAAAUGUCUUCCAAACUUUUGAAGAAGGCCAGGUUUAUAGCUCAGUAGCCUAAGCACCUGCCGGCAAGUGCAAGGUCCUGAGUUUGAUUCCAGGUACCCUGCCCCCCUCAAAAAAAAACUGAAGAAAAAUAUGUGUUAUUUUUGCUGUGCCAUUUGAGAAUGCUGCCAACAUGUGAAGAAAGACUUUAAAAAUUAAGAUCGUCCUGGAUUUAAUUUCAUUGUAACUGAAGAUGAGCACAAAUGAUGAUGUUAAGAAAUGAUCCUUUCAGAAAACAAAAAUUUUGAAGGCCUUGUACUUCGGUAGUUGUCACUACUGUAUUUCAUAUUUCCAAAGGAGUCACUGGCCAACCUCUGCAUUCUGGUUCUUCUGCCUGCAUUUAAAGUAGGCUCAAGUUAAAGCUGCUGUGUCUGUAGAUAGUGUUUUUGUUCUGCAUCAUGGUGUCUAUCUAAAUAAAACUUCUCUGGGUAAUAAAAA